AUUUAAGAUCUGCAGAAUUGGUAGGAGCUGGCCAUUGUGGCAUUAGACCGAGAGACCAGAACUCUUCCCAUUUUCCACGCUGUCCAUGGAUUUUGUUGCUGGGGCCAUUGGAGGAGUCUGCGGUGUUGCUGUGGGCUACCCUCUGGAUACAGUGAAGGUCAGGAUCCAGACUGAGGCCAAGUAUACCAGCAUUUGGCACUGCAUCCGGGACACGUACUGUCAAGAGCGGGUGUGGGGCUUCUACCGGGGCCUCUCACUGCCCGUGUGCACCGUGUCCCUGGUGUCGUCUGUUUCUUUUGGCACUUACCACCACUGCCUGGCUCACAUUUGCCGCUUCCGGUACGGCAGCAUUGACGCCAAGCCCACCAAGGCUGAUAUCACACUCUCAGGAGGCGCCUCUGGCCUUGUCCGGGUGUUCUUGACAUCACCCACAGAGGUGGCCAAGGUCCGCCUGCAGACACAGGCCCAAGCUCAGACACAGCAGCGGCGGCCCUCAGCCUCCUGGACAUCAGUGGCUCCUGCUUUGUGUCCUGCACCCAAUGCAUGUCUGGAACCAAGGCCCAAGUACCGUGGGCCGCUGCACUGUUUAGUCACAGUGGCCCGCGACGAGGGGCUUCGGGGGCUCUACAAGGGCAGCUCAGCUCUGCUCCUUCGUGACGGUCACUCUUUUGCCACCUACUUCCUCUCUUAUGCCAUGCUCUGUGAGUGGCUCACCCCUGCUGGCCAUAGCCAGCCAGAUGUCCUAGGUGUGCUGGUGGCUGGAGGAUGUGCUGGCGUCCUGGCCUGGGCCGUGGCCACCCCCAUGGAUGUGAUCAAGUCACGCCUGCAGGCAGACGGGCAGGGCCAGCAGCGCUACCGGGGCCUCCUGCACUGUGUGGUGACCAGUGUGCGGGAGGAGGGCCCCAGGGUGCUCUUCAAAGGGCUGACGCUCAACUGCUGCCGUGCCUUUCCUGUCAAUAUGGUGGUCUUCGUGGCCUAUGAGGCUGUGCUGCGGCUCACUCGGAGACUGUUCACAUAGGGCCACCGGUCGGUAGCAGCCAGCUCACAGCCGCUGGAGGCCAAGGGGAGCAUGGACAGGUUCAGGACCCCACAGGGCUGUCACUGGAACAGUAGAGGGCCUUCUGUGCAAUGACUUAGGUGAGGCCUGAGCUUGGCCUGCCCAGCUGCUGCUCACCAAGUCAGGGGGUCGAACUGCUUGGGGGUCACGAGUCAAGGCUGUGUGGGUCUCCUUGAUGAGGAUGCGCCACUUGGAGUCAUUUGUCACCGAGCAACUGUCCAUUCCUGAGUGUCCUCCCUUGUCCACACCCAUGACCUCAGAGCAUUUUCUCACCAGCCCCAGUUCCACUCAUCUUCCGAUUCAUACUCUUCCCUUAAGAGACAAUUGAGGGACCAGACAGCAAGCUGAGCCAUCUGGCUACAGGCUGGGCUUGUUCCCUGUCCCAGGCUGUCCAAGAGGGCCCAGAGUCCUCACUGGUCCACAAGCUGGUGUGGUGCUUCACUGA
Messenger RNA from Chionomys nivalis (European snow vole), 1502 nucleotides. RefSeq names its product solute carrier family 25 member 47 (gene Slc25a47). NCBI's taxonomy places the organism in Eukaryota, Metazoa, Chordata, Mammalia, Rodentia, Cricetidae. The coding region runs from base 86 to 1018 and encodes 310 amino acids. Gene Ontology annotation, cellular component: mitochondrion. Gene Ontology annotation, molecular function: transmembrane transporter activity. Gene Ontology annotation, biological process: transmembrane transport. The transcript has 6 exons. The record is from RefSeq and is a predicted model, not a curated record.